GAGCUUCAUUUCGAUCUUGCAGCUGAACAAGUUUUAGAAUGGUCCGUUCAAGCAACAGACGUCAAAAGCUCCCAGUUCACGUCAUAAUGGUGAGGACAGAGUAGCGCUCAUGUCAUCCUUGGCGAAAAUUCUAUUUCACAUCACUUGUUGGCACUUCUCAUUCAGGACACACACACACACUCGCUUUUCAGCAGAUAGUUUACAUUUUUGUUACAUUUACAUCUUAAUUUAAUAUUAUUUUGUAUUUUAAGUUCAGGACGUUUUAUUACUGCAUUGAAAUAUAGCUCCUUUCUGGCAAUUGGACAUUUUGAGGUAGAAUGGAUUUACAAAGCCAGCUAAAUAAACUCCAAGCUGAAAACAAGGAGAUGAAAAAUAUGAUGCAGCAGCUCCUUACGGAACGCCAGAAGUGGAAUCAGAACACCAGGACCCAGACCUGCACCUCGGCAUGUUCUCAGCAUCAGCUGCUUUAUCCACAUCUCCAUCCUCAUGCUCUGCCCGUGCCCCCGCCAGCCGGCAAUCCCACGAUGCCUUGCAGCUCACUUGUGCGCCGCAUAAAGCAGGCCUUCAGGGCCAGUGUGGCAUCUGGCCAGCAGGAGGUGCUACCCCCCAUACCCCCUGCACCCCACAGCAGCAGCAGUCUGCAGACCUCGGAGCCACCUGCUCUUCCUCCUCCAGCUCUUCCUUGCCUGCGGUUGUCCAGGGCGACCCGGCCCUGCUGCAACUGUUGCUAGGCGAAGGAGUGUCAUCCUUUUUUCAAAACCAGGGUGCCCCACGUCCCAGAGGCAGGAAAAACAUGGCAGGCCUUGACCAUGCCCAUCCACUGGAGCCACUCCCCCAGAAAGCAGCUCCUGGUGGUGUUGCCAACGGCAGCAGUGUCUCCAUGGUACCCUACCCGCCUGUUUUCACCAAAGCGACUGCCGUCAACCAGAAGAAGGCCAAGAAAAUCAAGGCCAGGCUCUGUGUCAAAGCUCUUCAAGAUGCUGGACUGAAAAACAAGGACAACAAAAACAACAACAGUGGGCAAAAUCCUUAUGAGUGCAUGCUGGAGUCCGUGAAUAUCCUGAAGGAGCGGAUCAGUCAGGAGGCCCUGAGUGUCGCUGAAGAAAUCAGACCCACAAGUCUCCGUGGCAAUAGUGCCCUCAAACGCUCUGUCAGCAUCUGCACAGGCAGCUCGGCGGGUAGCCACAGCCCUGUGGACAUCAGGACCCCGUCGGAGCGGCAAACUCUGCCCUUGCUCAGGACCCCGCCUCUUCCCACCGCCCCCGCUGUCCCCACCCCCCACAGGCAACCAAUAGCGGACAGUUCCGCAGUAGACUGCCCUGCAUCAAGAAGACAGCAUCAUGCAGUAUAGCUACUGCUGUGGAAGAGCAAAAGUCCGUUGAGGCCCUGUCAGGGAGGAAUAAGGGAGCAAGGGAGCUGAAGGAGGUGAAGAUGAAAGUGAGAGAGAGGCAGAGCGAGCCAGAAGGCCAAGGAACUCCCAGAGCUGGCCAAACUACCCCCCCUGCCCUGCCCAGAGCAGGCCCUCCUGCAGGCCUUCAGGUUGCUCAGCGUCGAUGACUGGGAGAAGAAGAUCGAGGGCCUGACCUCCAUCAGGUCUCUGUCUCAGCACCAUGCUGAGCUGCUGCUGCCCAGACUGCAUGACCUGUGUCUGGCUGUCACUCAAGAGGUAAAGAACCUGCGCUCCAUGGUGUCCCGCACUGCCAUAGUGACCCUGGCCCACCUGUACGCUCAUCUGGGGCGGGGCAUGGAUGCGGAGGUAGAGGGCACCACCCGGGCGCUGCUGCAGAAGGCAGGAGAGGCCAGCGGCUUCAUCAGGGAUGAUGUGGAGCUGGCGCUGGGGUACAUGGUGGUCAAUGUAACACCCUCACGCAGCAUGAACGCUCUCAUCAACACAGGAGUCAGGCACCGUAAUACAGCCGCGAGGAAGAGCACUGCUCAGCACCUGGGGAGACUGGCGGAGGUCAUGGGGUCGUCACACCUCCUGUCUGGGAAAAAGGACCUGACUGAACGCUUCAUCCAUGCCAUCUGCUGCCUGGCUGUUGACUGUGCACUGGAAGUCAGGUGAGAGCACUACUUCCUUUUUUAAAUAACCAACCAAUCAGCUCUUUGAAUUAAAAAUAUAAUGAUAUACAUUAUCUUUUAGGAGGAAUCCCAACCUAAUCUCCUGUCAUACAGCAAUACUGAAUAGAAUUUUCUGUCGGUGUAUAAGUUUGUCUUUACCACUGUUAAAAAUAUUGUGAAGAAUUAGUGGAUUCGAUAUUCAGGAAAUAUUUGUUCUGCACAGUGCAUACAUUU
Messenger RNA from Clupea harengus (Atlantic herring), 2295 nucleotides. RefSeq lists its product as uncharacterized. Gene Ontology annotation, cellular component: cilium; cytoplasmic microtubule. NCBI's taxonomy places the organism in Eukaryota, Metazoa, Chordata, Actinopteri, Clupeiformes, Clupeidae. The record is from RefSeq and is a predicted model, not a curated record. Gene Ontology annotation, biological process: microtubule cytoskeleton organization. Gene Ontology annotation, molecular function: microtubule binding.